GCCGGGGCCGCCAUGGUGGCGCGGGCGCUGUGGGCGCUGCUGGCGGCGCUGCGGGCGGGCUGGUGCCUCCUGCCGCAGAGCGGGUACCUGCACCCCGACGAGUUCUUCCAGGCGCCCGAGGUCAUGGCAGGAGAUAUUUUAAAUCUACAGGUGUAUUAUCCAUGGGAGUUCCUUUCCAACUCUCCUUGCAGAACAGUUGUUUUCCCAUUAAUGACAUCAGGAGUUACGUACUGGGUGAUCAAGUCUUUGCAGCAGUUGGACAUAUGUUCAAGUUGCAUCAACAGCUACACUCUCCUUGUAUCUCCUCGCCUGCUCUUUACAAUCUUUUCUUUCAUACUCGACUAUAGUGUUUAUCGAUUGGCUCCUUUCUGGGGGGCAGAUCCGUGGAAAGCGCUGGUACUUCUUGCUGGAUCCUAUGUCACGCUGGUGUUUUAUACAAGGACGUUUACCAAUACACUUGAAGGACUUCUCUUUGCUCUUCUCAUGGUACUGGUUUCUUCAAGGAAGUCCAGUGGCUGUUCAGCAGAGCCUACAGGCAGCUCUCUCAUAGGUGUCAUAACAACUGCUGGGUUUUUCAACAGGCCAACCUUUCUGGCAUUUGCUCUAAUGCCCCUGCUUUACUGGGCCAGUUUAAUUGUUGACUCUCAAAAGAGCAUUAAAACUCUCAUAAAUGACUUCUUGAAGUUUAUCCUAUGUGCAUGUUUUACUGCUUUUGUUUUCAUAGCUGCUGACACCUUCUAUUUUACCUCCGUCAGCUUAGACAACCUCUACAGCACUAACAAGAGCAGCCUAAUUGAUGUAAUCAUUCAAUUACACGACAAAAUGGUAGUAACCCCCUUCAAUUUUCUCAGCUAUAAUCUUGAUCCUCAUAAUCUUGCACUGCAUGGAAGUCACCCACGAGUUACACAUUUUACAGUCAAUGGAGUAAUGCUGUUUGGUAUCUUACAUAUUCUGGCCAUUGGUGCUGGCUUUAAAAUGCUAAAGAAAUGUGUCCAUCAGUUAAUGCUGGUCAGAUGGUGUUACCGUGGGCUGCCUGGGCUCUUGGUGCAUUCUGAGGGCAGUCCAACGUUGCUGCUGUUUUAUUUUGUUCCUUUGGCAUUUCUCUCCCUGUUCAGUCACCAGGAGCCUCGGUUUCUCAUCCCUCUCAUCCUGCCGUUGGUCCUGUUCAGCGCGUCACCAAGCAGAGCUGUGAAAUGGAAGCUCCUCAUUGUUCUCUUCAACCUUCUGGGGGCACUUCUUUUCGGAUGCUUGCACCAGGGAGGGCUCAUUCCCUGUUUGUUUCACUUGGAGCAGCUCAUCCAUUCUCCAGCGUCCUCAAGCCAUUCAGGGCACUACACUCUGCUCUUUGCACACACCUACAUGCCUCCAAGGUCCCUGCUCAAUAUCAAGAAGACAGAUGUGCAUGUGGAAGUCAUUGACAUGGCUGGGGCUGGAGAAGAAACCCUCUGCCAGACAGUAGAGCAGCGAGCAAGCAAUUUUACCUGCAGCAACUGUCAUAUCUUUAUUAUAAUCCCUGGUACUGUCAGAGCCACAGUUACAAAGUGUGGUGUCUCAUUCAAGAAUGAGACUUUGAUAUUUCCUCACUUGUCAAUGGAAGACCCACCACAAAUACCUGUCCUAUCCAGUGGAAAUUGGAGGAGUCAGUUAGGACUUUAUAUCCUUGAGCUAAACAGAGAUCAUCAGAGCCUUUAGAUUUUAGGAGAACAAAGUUUUAGUCUUUUACUUCAUU
Motacilla alba alba is the source of this 1729-nucleotide messenger RNA. It is a transcript of the gene PIGZ, whose product is annotated as phosphatidylinositol glycan anchor biosynthesis class Z. The transcript has 2 exons. Gene Ontology annotation, cellular component: endoplasmic reticulum membrane. Gene Ontology annotation, molecular function: alpha-1,2-mannosyltransferase activity. NCBI's taxonomy places the organism in Eukaryota, Metazoa, Chordata, Aves, Passeriformes, Motacillidae. The record is from RefSeq and is a predicted model, not a curated record. Gene Ontology annotation, biological process: GPI anchor biosynthetic process. Bases 13 to 1692 code for a protein of 559 amino acids.